This is a messenger RNA of Tympanuchus pallidicinctus (lesser prairie-chicken), 3335 nucleotides long. RefSeq names its product tec protein tyrosine kinase (gene TEC). The transcript has 19 exons. Gene Ontology annotation, biological process: regulation of platelet activation; peptidyl-tyrosine autophosphorylation; intracellular signal transduction. The coding region runs from base 289 to 2181 and encodes 630 amino acids. Lineage: Eukaryota; Metazoa; Chordata; Aves; Galliformes; Phasianidae. The record is from RefSeq and is a predicted model, not a curated record. Gene Ontology annotation, molecular function: protein binding; non-membrane spanning protein tyrosine kinase activity; ATP binding.
CCCCGAAGCGGAGCCGUGCCUCCCGCCUUACCCCUACUACCGCCUCACGGCCCCUUCCGCGGCGGCGUUCGGGAGCCGCAGCUCACAACAGCUGAAACAUCCUGACAUCCAAGAAUUUUCAUCGAGGGGAGUGGGGUAAUGAGCCUCUAUGCUAGAGAUGCUGACUGCCUCACAGGAUUGAGAGCCUGAAAGAAAAGGAAUGCACAAGAUGACAGCACUACCUCCAGUUGUGUUGAUUUUCAGGAACUGAUAUUCAAUGGCUAGAAACAGAGGCGACAAGUGGCUGAAAUGAAUAUGACUGCUAUUCUCCAAGAGAUCUUGAUUAAAAGGUCACAACAGAAGAAGAGGACUUCUCCUUUAAACUACAAAGAGAGGCUUUUUGUACUUACAAAUUCUAUGUUAACAUAUUAUGAAGGUCGAGCAGAGAAAAAGUACAGAAAAGGAUCUGUGGAUAUUUCAAGGAUCAAAUGUGUGGAAGUUGUACAAAAUGAUGGUAUUAUUCCCUGUCAAAAUAAAUAUCCGUUUCAGGUUGUAUAUGAUGCUAAUACACUUUAUAUUUUUGCACCAAGUGCACAAAGCCGGGAUCAGUGGGUGAGGAAUCUGAAAGAAGGAAUAAAGAACAACAGCAAUAUAAUGAUAAAAUAUCAUCCUAAAUUCUGGACAGAAGGAAUUUAUCAGUGCUGCAGACAGACAGAAAAAUUAGCACCUGGCUGUGAAAAAUACAAUCUUUUUGAAAAUAGUGUAGUAACGCUGCCCUUGCCAAUGCCAGAAAAAAGUAUGCGAAGGCCACCACCACCUGUUCCUCCAGCUGAGGAAAAUGACAAUGAAGAGGAGGAGAUAGUGGUUGCGAUGUAUGACUUCCAGCCCACAGAACGUCAUGAUUUAAGGUUAGAUAAAGGUGAAGAAUACACAGUAAUCGAGAAGAAUGACAUUCACUGGUGGAAGGCAAGAGACAAACAUGGGCAUGAAGGAUAUAUUCCAAGCAACUACGUAACAGGAAAGAAGUCCAGCAACCUUGAUCAAUAUGAGUGGUACAGCAGGAACCUGAACCGCAGCAAGGCAGAGCAGCUCCUUAGAAAUGAGGACAAAGAAGGUGGUUUUGUGGUGAGAGAUUCAAGUCAGCCUGGCCUGUAUACGGUUUCCCUUUAUACAAAAUUUGGAGGAGAAGGUUCAUCAGGAAUAAGACACUACCAUAUAAAAGAAACAGUGACAUCACCAAAGCAAUACUACCUUGCAGAAAAACAUCUCUUUAACUCCAUUCCAGAAAUAAUUGAGUAUCACAAACAUAAUGCAGCAGGUCUUGUUACCAGGCUGCGUUACCCUGUGACCCCAAAGAAGACAACAGCACCAACAACUGCAGGAUUCAGCUAUGAAAAAUGGGAAAUUAAUCCAUCAGAGCUGACUUUCAUGAGGGAGCUGGGGAGCGGCCUGUUUGGAGUAGUGCGCCUUGGGAAAUGGAGAGCGCAGUACAAAGUGGCCAUCAAAGCGAUUCGGGAGGGCGCGAUGUAUGAGGAGGAUUUUAUUGAGGAAGCCAAAGUCAUGAUGAAACUAACACAUCCUAAGUUAGUUCAGCUGUAUGGUGUGUGCACACAACAGAGACCCAUCUACAUUGUAACCGAGUUCAUGGAGCAUGGCUGCCUUCUGAAUUACCUAAGACAAAAACGUGGGGUUUUGAGUAAAGAUGUCCUGCUCACGAUGUGCCAAGAUGUCUGUGAGGGAAUGGAAUACCUGGAGAGGAACAGCUUUAUCCACAGAGACCUGGCUGCCAGGAACUGCUUGGUGAAUGAUAUGGGAGUGGUUAAAGUAUCUGAUUUUGGGAUGACAAGGUAUGUCCUUGAUGAUCAAUACACAAGUUCCUCAGGGGCUAAAUUUCCUGUGAAGUGGUGCCCACCAGAAGUUUUUAAUUACAGUCGAUUCAGCAGCAAGUCAGAUGUCUGGUCAUUCGGUGUUUUAAUGUGGGAAGUGUUUACAGAAGGAAAAAUGCCCUUCGAAAAAAGUUCCAACUAUGAUGUGGUAACUAUGGUUAGCCAAGGACAUCGCUUGUACCGCCCCAAACUGGCCUCCAAGCAGGUAUAUGAAGUCAUGAUGAUGUGCUGGCAGGAGAAACCGGAGGGACGCCCAACUUUUGAAGACUUGCUCCAUAUAAUCAUUGACAUUGCGGAGGGUGAAGAUGCUUUCUGAGAAAAGGCAAUAUCAGUACAAGCACAGAAAAGAAACCACUUUCCAGAGAUAUUUUGUUUUCAAAGGUUUGGUCCUGGAUGCUGCUAGAUGCUGCUAAACAGUGUGGGGAGCCCGUAGUGUUUAGAUCAAUACAACGACAGUUUCACAUGAUUUUGGAAAACAAGCAUGGUAUCUUCAGCAGUAAUAACAGUCUUUGUAUUUUCUCUGAAAAUUCAGCAUUGCGUAGCCAGAAAGUAGUGCUCUUUGUGGAGGAAGAAAGUAAAAAUGACCCAAGUCUGGGAGCUUAAUUUGCAUUUAUUGAUUUGGGUUCAUAUACGUAUGGUCCAUGUUUCUGAAUUUCUCUUUACACAGGUAGCAGUAGUAGUCACGUGCAUGCUUUAAAAAAAUGAAGGUAUCUAUUUACUGACAUACAAAUGUUUCUAGGGAUUCUCCAGAAACACUAUUCAUGGAUGUUUCAUGCCAUACCAGGAACGCAAAUUUGCCCCUUUUAUUUGCACACAGUAAGUUGUUAACAGCACAGUCUUCAGUUUGUUGUAACACUCAAAAGUGUUGCUUCAGGACUGAGCCAUGAUGUGCCCAGAGCUAUUCUAGGCUGUUUGGUGAACCAGAGACCUUCCACAGACAUUACUCGUGAUCAAUCAGUCCAAGAUUCAGCUGGCUGUCAACAUACCGUAGUACCUUGUUUUAGAUUAAUUGUAAAAUAAUUUAUAUGCUGUAGGUAUUGUAAAUAUAUAAAUUUCAUGCAUUUAUUUAUAUAAACUGUUUUCCCCUUGACAUUUUCAAAUGCAAGCUUGUCCUACCUUGACUUACAUACAACUCUCAAUGCAUGGGGUUGUAAAUGAGAGACAAUGCACUCAAAUGUAGUUAAGGAGGACUUCAUUUUUCUGUCUGUCAUGUGUAUGUACAUUGAUUUAAUCUUUCUAUUCUUAACAGACAACACUGUACUACAUGUGUAUAUAAAUAAAUUGAGUGUUAACUAUUAUUUGGAACAACAUGUACAGAGUUGCCACUGAUUUACUGUCAAGACAUCGUAAGCCAAACUCAUUGUUCGUGUAAAUAUGGCAUUGUGAUUGUCCAUGUAUAUACAUGCCUGUGUGUACACAUGCUUUCUAUUAAAUGCAUAUAUUUUUAAUAUGAAUAUAUAUUUAAUUGGA